Molecule: messenger RNA, 2165 nt
Organism: Anarrhichthys ocellatus (wolf-eel)
Lineage: Eukaryota; Metazoa; Chordata; Actinopteri; Perciformes; Anarhichadidae
Product: tumor necrosis factor receptor superfamily member 5
Exons: 9
Coding region: 384-1394 (336 amino acids)
Biological process (GO): apoptotic process; immune response-regulating cell surface receptor signaling pathway; immune response
Cellular component (GO): external side of plasma membrane; CD40 receptor complex; membrane
Molecular function (GO): transmembrane signaling receptor activity; protein binding
Source: RefSeq, a predicted model, not a curated record
GAGAGAGAGAGAGAGAGAGAGAGAGAGAGAGAGAGAGAGAGAGACAUGGAGGGGGAUCAGCAGAUUAGGGUGACUGGGGUUUUCCACUGUGUAGGAUUAGAAAAUAUAUGAGAAGUGGGUAAGGCAAGACUGAGAAGGGGAAACACAUAUGCAGUCACAGACAGUUCAGACAGCAGAAAAAAGAGUAGAGAUAGUCAGAAAAGGAGAAAGGGUAAAGAGAUUGUACCUUGAAUGAUGCUCCUUGAGCUAAGCUAAUUACAUAGCUGUCAUUUCAAAAUGUUAUGAGCAGGUUUCAAGGAAGAGUGUGGAGAAAGAUUGUCAUUGUAGUCUUCUACUUAGAUAUUGUACAUACAGGUGGAGGACUGUAAACGAAUGGGCAACAAAUGGCUGAUAUGAAUUGCAGAAGUGAGGAUAAGUACGCCCGAAAAGAUGGGAUAUGCUGUGAUCGCUGUGCUGCAGGACAGUACGUGCUCGCCGAGUGUGAUAAAACAAAGACAACCAAGUGUGACGAAUGUAGACGUGGUCGGUACACAGCAACAAGAAAUCACUUGGAUAAAUGUCGACCCUGCAUGGUCUGCUAUUCCAAAAACAAUCAGAUUACAGUAAAGGAAUGUACAGCUCAAGAGGAUGCGGUGUGCGGGUGUGUGACGGGUUUCUACUGUAACAAUGAUCAAUGUGAACACUGCCAGCAAGUGACCCAAUGCCUUUUGGGUAAAGGGGUCAAGGUUCAAGCCACUCGCACGAAUGACACAAUCUGUGCCCCGUGUCAAGACGGAACCUACAGCAACGUAACAGAUUUUCACUCGGCCUGUCAAACACAUACCAGAUGUGAGGACGUCGGAAGAGUGUUGAAAACUCCAGGAACCCCAACAACUGAUGCCAUCUGUGGCAACUCCAAAUUCCAAUGUCACUGGAUAUUACCCGCAGGCUUGUGGUCAGGACUCUUGUUGACCGCACUCAUCCUGUUUGGUCUCCUCUGCUGGAGGGCAAAACGCAAGUCAUACGAAGCAGAGAAAAAGAAAACUAGGAUUUUUUUACCACACCCUUUCAAGUAUACAGGAGCCGACUCCAGUGUUGCCGUUUCUCUGGCUGAAAUGGUCCCAGCAGCACCGGUCACACAGCUGGAGCUGUCUUUACCGUUCACAGAGCUCAACGAUCACUGCCAAGAGAGCUGCGACGUGGAGGACUGCAAACUACCACUUUUCAACCCAGAUGAUAACGCGGUCAGUUGCGACUCACAAGAACCAGUGGACAGCAGCCUUCCUAUAACCCGACUGAAGGCUUCAGUUUCAUUCACUAAAUCCAACCACAUCAAUGGGAGCGCCGGAUACUGCACUGGAAACUUCCUCAGGACCUACUCAGAGCCACAGGAGGACGAGUAUUGUGGGACAUAAUGAAGUAAAUAUUGUUGCGACAGUAUAAUGAUGGAGUUCAGAGUCCCUCUCCAGCUUAGGGAUGCUGCAACUAGUUUUCAAACCUUGAACUGGACCUAUUUAUUUAAAAAAAAACAGAAGAUGGUUUCUCUCUUUCUGAAGAGUUUAAGGUGGCUGACGGUUUGCUGCCUCCUGCAGGACUUUAACGAGAGGUUCAGCUUAAGUGAUGCAUUUACAAUGAACAAAAACAUUAUUUUUAAAUCCCUGUGCAGCUCUGUUGCAGCAUAUUCCUCUGUGCCAUAGUGCUCCAUUGUCCAAAAAGCUAUUAAAAACACAUCAGUGAGCCACAUUGUUGAAGUGGGUAAUGUGUUACUUCAUCACCGUGAUCAGUGGCACUGUAGCUUAUUCUGCUGCUGUGAAUAUGAACUGUUGAUGUUUAUUGUUCCUCAGCAGAAAAUAGCCCCCUACAAAUGCUCUAUUUACUCCUGUUAGUAACUUAUUGCUUAAAACUGCAGUGUCCAGCCGCUUCAGAGAAGUACUGAGCCCUUUUUUAGGUUAAACUAAAUAUUUGUUGGCAAGUCCCAAGUGUUUUGUAUUUUUAUAUUUUUUUAUUACACAUUCCUACAGACAAAUAGGAUUGGUGCUGAGUGCCACAGUGAGACCGAUCUACCUAUAGGUGGUCUUUUAAUGGGAUUUGUUGAACUAGUUCCUGGCUUAACCUUUGUUGUAAUUGGUGUGUUUUGUAAUUAUAAUUUAAAGGAUAUCUAAUUAAACGUAUACUGUUCAAACCUC